CAUUACCUAAUCUAUACACGGUGUUGAUAUCGUUCAGUUUGUACAAUUAUGUACCUACGCCAAUAAUUAAGGUUUCAUUCAUUGGAAAUUUGUCAAGUAAUUACGAAUGCUAAUAGUGUAUUUGUUUCUGGUGAUUUAGACGUUGGUCUUAUAACGCUAUCCUGCUCGCAUCUCGCAUCUGUUCAUGGUACCAAGGUUAUUGAUACGUAUACGUAUAUCUUCUGUCCUUUCUCGACGGAUUUUAAUUCGACUUGCAAAUCGAAUAAUAGAACUCACGGUUAAUGAUUUAAAUAGUAUUCUAAAAGCAACUAUUCUAGUUCGGUUGUGAUUUCCGCGUGAUUGUGAUGUACUUCGCGGCGAAGGCGACGGUCAAGUUGAAUUACCUACGUCUAAGGUGGUUGUGUUAUCUUGUGAUUGUGUUGAACAUCCCUCAUCUAAAUGGCUAUAUCAGUACUUGUGAACCUGUCAUUUCUAUGGAUUCAGCACCGGUCGUACGAAUCCCCGGAGGAGUUUCUUUUCGAGGUUCAGCUACGGUAUCGUAUUUGAAAAAACGUACCAUAUAUCAGUACCUGGGUAUACCUUAUGCUCUACCUCCGAUGGGUCCUUUAAGGUUCAAGCCACCGGUGCCAUUGAAAGAGUACGUUAAGGGUACCGAAUACGAUAAUAAAUAUUUUAAACCGAAAUGCCCUCAAAUUGUUACCAGUGAAGAUGACGAUUACCUACAAAAACAUUCUGACCAAGCUGAGGAUUGUUUGUAUCUCAAUGUGUUUACUACCGCUGUACUCAGACAUCCAUCGUACAAACCACAAUGUAGGUAUGAUGGUGAAUUUUCAAAUAUUCUUCCACCGUCUGAAUGUCAGGGAUGCCUUACGGGGUGGCCCUCUGACUCGUUUCAAAAUUUUGAAUUCUGUGAAGGACACCCUACCUUGUCUGAAAAUGGCACCGAGCAAAAACCUCUUCUACCUGUCUUGAUAUACAUACACGGUGGCGGAUAUUACCAGGGAUCAGCUUUAGAAUUCUGCCCAAAUUAUCUUUUAGAUCAUGAUAUAGUUUUGGUGACAGUACAAUACAGAUUGGGGCCCCUUGGUUUUUUGAGUUUUGAAGAUGAAAACGUCUCUGGAAAUAUGGGCUUGCUAGAUCAACUCGAAGCUAUCCAAUGGGUCAAUGAGAAUAUCAAAUAUUUCGGCGGCGAUAACCAACGUGUUACGUUAUCGGGUCAAUCUAGCGGUGGCACAUCAGUCUCGUUGAUGUUAUUCAGUCCUCUUGUACGACCAGGUUUAUUUCAACAGGUGAUCAUUCAAAGUGGCAACUUCUUCGGCGAAUGGUCGAUGGAUUACAGCCCUAAAAAUCACGCCAUCGCGUACGCCAAAUACGUGAAUUGCACAGAUACCGAUACCAAUAAGUUACUGGAAUGUUUAAUCAGUGUGCCGGCGUAUCAGUUAAUUAGAGCUAAUUUGAAAUAUAUGGGAGAUCGGGUAACUUCUAAGCAGCAAGUCGUCAGAGAGAUUGGUAUCAAUCAUGCUACCAUUCAACGAAACGGUUCCAGAAUUUUUCUCAAUGCUGAUCCGCAAUAUCUUAUGAAAAAAGGAAGAUUUCAAAAAUUACCUAUUUUAACUGGGUUUACUAAAGAUGAAGGAUCUAUGAUAAUACAAGCAUUCGUCGAAAGAGUAUUUGAAUACAAAUUUGGUCCAAAACUUGAUCUCGUAACCGACGGCUUGAUUCAGUACUUGAAGAAUAAUCUUUUCUACGACUAUAUUAAAUUCAUCGGCAUAGAAGAAGAUGAUUAUAGCCAAUUUGAACUGGCAGAAGAUACAUAUAUACCGGACAAUACCCGAAAUCAUUUCAACGAUACAGUGCCAGGUUUAGUAGAUCUCGGAGGAGCAGCAGUAAUGAAAUCAAUUACUUUGAAAUUUGCUCGUUAUGCGUAUCAAUAUGCUCCAGUUUAUUUGUACUCUUUCAAUUAUAGAGGUACCCAAACCAAAUUAGGAUAUGGUAUAACACCUAAACAUAUUUACUUCCAUGGAGUAGCACAUUCAGAUGACUUGAUUUAUCUAUUUCCGGUCAAAAAUCAUAUUCUAAAUCAUCAUGAACAGAAAGUAGUAGAUCAUAUGACUUCAUUAUGGGCUAGUUUUGUCAUCAAUGGAGGAAAACUCGUCUCGACUCCUAGUUUGGAUAAAUGGCCAAUCAUGUCAACUUAUACAGGACCAUAUUUACAAAUAACAGAAGGUUUGAACGUACACGAGAAUUUCUUGAGAGAAUACAGAAAUCAUGUGAAUGAUCCUAAGUCAAGUGCAACAUUAUUAAAAGCAAUCACCAUUUAUUUAUAUAUUUUUUAUUCAAUUUGUUUUAGAAUAGGAGAAAGAUAUAUUUUCUAAGUUCAAUUUUACUUUAAAAUGUAAUACGUAUGUACAAUUGUACGUAACAAUAACUACCAUUUCAUCAUUUUGUAUCGAAUAAUUUCUUAAAAAUUUAAUUAAGUAUUCAUUUUGUUUGACGUCACUGCGAAAUUGCAAGAUAAAAUCUUCGUUUCUAGACAAAAUUAAAAAUGUGAAAGUAUUAAAAAAUUGAUUUUAAAAAAUCACCACAAACUUUAGUGAUCUCGUUAAUUGGAAAUUUCUAAGUAUAUCUGAUUUUAAUUAUUUUUACUAGUUUUAAUCAUUAUGAUUUUUGUAAUUUCAAGAUUUGAUUAAUAAAUUCGUGUUAAUUUUGUUUGAUGGGCGUAUGAAUAUUUGAUUUUGACUAUACUCAAACUAUAGGCUUAAAUACAUAAGUGGAAUGUGAUUUUUUUUAAAAAUAAUUUUAAUUUGAAGGGUGCUAGUCUUACCAAAAUAUUAUAUAUUUUUUCAACUGAGAAAUAUUUUAGAAUUUUAUUUACACACUAAAACGUUGUUCUUGUGCAUGAAAAAAAGUUGUUAGGCAUUCUUUGUUUAAAAAUCUGGGCUUAUUUUAUUAUUUUAAAAUAAUAAAACCAAUAAUUUGAAAAUCCAAUAACUCUACCAAGUGGCAUAUGGACAAUUCCACCUUCAUUAAACUGUUUAGAGUGUUUACAUAUAUCUUACCCCUUUAAAAAAUUUCAGUAACUUGAUGAAUACUAAAAUUUUAAUUCGAUUGAACUACAAAAAAAUUCUAUAAAAUAAAAAAUCAUUUAUUCGUUUCAAAUCAACGAAAAUUAUUCGAAAAAUAUACGUAAUAUUCCGUAGAACUGCUGUACUAUUCAACAAGUAAGAUACAAGCGCCUUUCAGUUUAUAGCUAAGCAACCCGCUGUACUCGGUCGUUGACCAUGUGGCCUAACGGAUAAGGCGUCGGACUUCGAAUCCGAAGAUUGCAGGUUCGAAUCCUGUCAUGGUCGUUAAAUUUUAUAUAUUAAUUUUAUUUACAACGUUUACUUUAUUAUGAUUCUAUAUUACUAGCCAACUUGUAAAAUAAAUCAAUACAACGCAA
This is a messenger RNA of Planococcus citri (citrus mealybug), 3442 nucleotides long. Its product is annotated as juvenile hormone esterase-like. The transcript is spliced from 12 exons. The record is from RefSeq and is a predicted model, not a curated record. Gene Ontology annotation, molecular function: serine hydrolase activity. Lineage: Eukaryota; Metazoa; Arthropoda; Insecta; Hemiptera; Pseudococcidae. The coding region runs from base 345 to 2375 and encodes 676 amino acids.